Molecule: messenger RNA, 944 nt
Organism: Andrographis paniculata
Lineage: Eukaryota; Viridiplantae; Streptophyta; Magnoliopsida; Lamiales; Acanthaceae
Exons: 2
Coding region: 276-698 (140 amino acids)
Source: RefSeq, a predicted model, not a curated record
UUGUUGACCAAAAUUUACAGUCGCUCUCCUGUUCAAUCGACUAAUGAAAUUUACCAACUUCUGUUUCGUAAUUUCUUGUAUUCCGAUCCUCCCUUUUUUUUUUCUCUUUUUGCGGCCAAGUCUAAAGAAGGCGCAUGCUUGCCGUUUCAGUUCUUGUGUUUUAUUCAACUAACUUUUUAGAAAAAAUAAAAUUCCCACUGUGAGAUCGACUUCUCGGCCAUUGAGGAUAUCACCGACGUGGUGGCGCGAUCGGAAUUAUAAAACCGACGGCCAGGAUGAGUUCCCAAUCGGCCAGAGGAUUCAAGAAACGGAGAGAGGGCGCCACGUCAUCAAAACCACCUCUACCUCCUCCAACGGCCGUUAGACGACGCGCCGUUACUGUGAACAAAACAGCGACGACGACGACGCCGUCUGAGGGAUCUCAAUCCAACCGGCUUCUAGCCGGCUGUAUGGCUCACGAAUACUUGACCAACGGUACGUUGUUUGGGCAGAAACUUGAUCCGGCUCGAGCCGAGGCCGCCGUAGCGGUUAAUUCAGGCGAGAGCCAGAUAUCGGAAGCCGAGCCGACGGCGCGGGGCUAUGCGGAGGUGGCACUUUUACUGAGGAGCGAGGGAGUACGCAUACCUGGAGUGGUGAACCCCACGCAAUUAGCCAAGUGGAUUGAAUGUGGGCGCAUCACGACACGUGGAGCAAAAUAAUUGGUUGGGGCUUAGAGGGCACGUGUCAAACGUGUAGACUCCAUUGAUUGUUAUCGAUCUGUGUUUCUUUUGUCCAUCAGAAAGAAAGAAAGAUCGAGAGAGGAAGACAUUGAUGCAGCUCAAAUCUUUUCUUCAAUAUCUGAAAGCAAGAUGUAUCAAAAGCAUGCAUCUAUGUCUUAUUGACUUUCUUUCCCAUCAGUCUUAUGAUAGAAUCUAUUAAAAUAUAAUGAUCGAAUAAGAAUGCAA